CUACUUGUACAAUACAUCCCUAAUAAAUCCAACCAUCCCCCACCAUAUUCUCUCUCUCUCUCUCUGGCUUCUUUCUCCACAGCUUUGUUCAUCUUCAUAAAUCAUAAUCUCCAUUCCUUUCUGUAGCCAAUUUUCUCGGAUCUGGCAAUCGACUAUUCUCGAGAAAAUGUCACUCGACGUCGCGUCUGAACAUGUUUGCUAUGUCAACUGCAACUUCUGCAACACCAUUUUAGCGGUUAGCGUUCCAAGCACUAGUUUGUACAACAUUGUAACGGUUAGAUGUGGCCAUUGUGCUAACUUGCUGUCUGUGAACAUGGGAGCUUUGAUUCAGUCACUUCCACUUCAAGAUAUUCAGUUGCAGAAUCACAAUUCUAGCACUGGUGAUUUGAGCAAGGAUUCUGGUUCUUCGUCCAAAUGCAACAAGGUUCCCAUGUUGGAUACUGCAGAGAAUGAGCAACCCCGAAUGCUUCCCAUACGCCCCCCAGAGAAGCGACAACGUGUUCCAUCUGCAUAUAACAGGUUUAUCAAGGAAGAGAUUCAAAGGAUAAAGGCCAGUAACCCUGACAUUAGCCACAGGGAAGCCUUUAGCACUGCAGCAAAAAAUUGGGCUCAUUUUCCUCACAUUCAUUUUGGGCUAACACUUGAUGGAAACAAGCAUGUACAACAACUUGAUGAAGCAAUUGCUGGGGAAGGGCCGAAAAAGACUCAAGGAUUCUACUAGACACAAUGUAUCUUGAAAAUAGAAGCAAGUGUUGGUAUAUCCUUUUUGAACUAAGACCCAGAGGAUCAUCAAGCCUCUCAUCCAAGGUAGGAACUGUGGAACCUCUAAACAUCUCUCGAGUUCUGUAUUUCAUCCUCCUAUUUCUUGUCCAUUUCCUUUAAGGUAUUAGUUUUCUUAUACUUGUGAUUUCCUUUUAUUAUGAACUUGAUAAUUAAGGUAAAAUAAUAAACAGUUGUACUAAUGCCACACUAAACUUGUUUAAGUUGAUAACCAAGGUUGAUCUGGUUAUAUAUGUUUACUUUUACAUGGUACCAUCAA
Messenger RNA from Nelumbo nucifera (sacred lotus), 1039 nucleotides. RefSeq names its product putative axial regulator YABBY 2. Gene Ontology annotation, biological process: abaxial cell fate specification; multicellular organism development; cell fate commitment. Lineage: Eukaryota; Viridiplantae; Streptophyta; Magnoliopsida; Proteales; Nelumbonaceae. Gene Ontology annotation, cellular component: nucleus. The record is from RefSeq and is a predicted model, not a curated record.